This is a messenger RNA of Lates calcarifer (barramundi perch), 1454 nucleotides long. RefSeq names its product GTPase IMAP family member 9-like. The coding region runs from base 75 to 782 and encodes 235 amino acids. The transcript is spliced from 2 exons. Lineage: Eukaryota; Metazoa; Chordata; Actinopteri; Centropomidae. The record is from RefSeq and is a predicted model, not a curated record. Gene Ontology annotation, molecular function: GTP binding.
AGUCAUAAAAAUGUCUUGAACAGCAGCUUUCAGCUUCACUGUGAGCUGUGCAGAGACAAAGAUUCAGAGAGAAGAUGGCUUCACUUCCUGCAGAACCUGAUCUGAGAAUAGUGAUGAUUGGAAAAACUGGUGUGGGGAAGAGUGCUGUUGGAAACACCAUCCUGGGAGAACGUCUGUUCAUGUCUCGUCCGUGUUCAGACUCAGUGACUAAGACCUGCGAACAACAACAUGUACACCUAGGUAACAGAAAGGUGACUGUGGUGGACACACCAGGAAUCCUGGACACCAAGGUCUCUGCAGAGUUCAUCAGAGAAGAAAUAGUGAAGUGUGUGAAAGUCUCUUGUCCUGGUCCUCAUGUGUUCCUGCUGGUCAUCACAGUCGGUCGAUUCACUCCAGAAGAGAAGAACUCAGUGGAGGCUCUGCAGCAGCUGUUUGGUCCAAAGGCAAACCAGUACAUGAUGGUGCUGUUUACACGUGGUGGUGAUCUUGGAGACAUGACCAUACAAGAGUACGUACAGGAGGGUAAGGAAGACCUUCGACAAGUCAUCCAACAAUGUGGAGGCAGGUUCCACGUCUUUGACAACAACAGCAAAGACAGAAAACAAGUAGAGGAGCUGAUCAGGAAGACUGAUAACAUGGUGGAAGGUAACGAUGGAUCAUACUACACUGAUGAAAUGUAUGAAGAAGUUCAAGCGGCUGGCAAGAAUAACAACAAUUACAGCUUCUUUGAUGCACUGUUCCAACGUAUCAGGCUUUUUCUACAAAUUCUUAGAAGAAGUUAAAUAACUUUGAUAUUUUUUAAAAAGCCUUUACACACACACACACACACAUUUAUUCUAUCUGUAAGGGACUGUGAACAACAUUAAACAUAAAUGUUACCAUAUACUGUACCAGAAUUAGAUUAAAUCAAAAUCUCCUGAAUGUUUUGUUUUGCUUUAGGUUCUGUCAGUAAAAAUGAUUUAAAAAAAUAUAAGUUGUUGAUUGUAAGACUGCCUCUUAGAGUGACAGUAGAUAUAAGACAGACUGUGUUACUGAUAAAGUAUUUCCUGUCUCUGCUGUAUUUAGACCUGUGCUUUCAUUUCAUGAUCUGUAUAAUCAUGGUGGUUUGUCAGAACUUCUUUUAUUCUGAAAAGUGAACAUAAAAUUAAAUUAAAACUGAAAAGAAAUCUGCAUGUUUUAUUUGGCAUUUACAGCAAUUAUUAUUAAUUAGUGCUGAAUAUUUACUUACUGUAAUUCUGUCCUGGUUGCAGAGGGUCUGGUCAUGUAUUCAUAAGUUUGGAGUCAACUUUCAUAUCAGCUCUCUUCACCAUCUGAUAAGAGCAAGAAAUGCUGAAGUAUAAACUGUAUGUGUUAUUUCUGGCACAGUGAGAGCAGACAGCAUUUUAUUCUCCAGAAGCUGAAGCAGGACACUUUGAAUAUCAGUUACAUUUUCAUUGACAACAACAACAUUAAAC